UUUCUCCUUCAAACCACCACCUGCUGAGUCGUGGACAUCCCUUCGGCACUCUCGUUUACGACGGUGUUCGUGAACGGUUUUUACGGAUCUUGAAACGACCCGGAGGCGCGGGCUGACGGAGACGGAACGAGUUUCGCGAAGUGGGUACUUUUGCACAGAAGGAAACUGGCAGAAUUGGAAUGGCGACCAUGCAGCCUCUCAGACGGGUCGUCGCAGCAUUCCUUGCGGCGGUCGGACGGUUAGACAAGUCACUCUCGCCCAGUGAUACCCUCAACCGUUUCCGACAACAUAAAUGGACUCCCGGCGACGCUAUCUAUAUAUUCCAUAUCACCCUCGCCACCUUCUGGCUCUUCGUCAUGGGGGCCCCCAUCCUCCUCAAGCUCGCGAUACCCAUACUCUACGUCACCGCGCUCCUUAUACCCUUCACGUCGCAGUUCUUCCUCCCCGCCGGACCCAUCUUCCUCUACCUGCUCAGCUUCUUCUCGUCAAAAUACAUCCCGAAGGAGUACCGCCCGACGCCGUCUGUGGUGCUACUGCCGACGCUCGAGUCCGUGUUGUAUGGCGCCAACGUCUCGGACAUCCUGACACGCUUUACGCAUCCAAUCCUGGACCUCCUCGCGUGGGUUCCAUAUGGCGUCGGGCACUACAUUAUCCCGUUUAUUGUCGCCGCCUUCAUCUGGCUCUUCCGUCCCAAGGAAGCGCUCCACUUCUGGGCUAGCGCGUUCGGCUACAUGAACCUGACGGGUGUGCUCAUCCAGCUCGUGUUUCCCUGCGCCGCGCCGUGGUACGAGCUCAUCUACGGCCUCACCCCCGCGGACUACACCAUUCGCGGCUCGCCCGGCGGCCUCGCGCGGAUCGACAGGCUCUUCCACUCGAACGGCUACACCGCGGCGUUCUCCAACUCACCCCUCGUUUUCGGCGCGUUCCCCUCGCUGCAUGCAGGCGCGGCCACGAUGGAAGCGCUCUUCAUCUCGCACUUCUUUCCGCAGACGACCAAAUAUGUGUUCAGCUAUGCGGCGGUGCUGUAUUGGGCGACGAUGUACCUGACGCAUCACUACCUCGUGGACGUCGUCGGUGGCUCCUGCCUCGCCGUGGCGUUCUUCUACCUCAUGCUUCCCGAGGAGCUGAAGGGCGCGAACGCAACGGCUCCACCGGGUGGUCUCAACACUGCGUCGUACCGGAGCAAGUACGAGGUGUACGACCUGGAGGAGCCACGCGGGCGAGGCCGGGGCUCGGCGCUCAUGCGGGACGCGGAGGCAUACGACCUCGAGGAGCUCUCGGACCGAGAGUCGGAUGAGGAGAUGGACAUCACGUUCCGGUCGCCCGUCGUGCCCGACCAGCCCGCGUCCGCGGUGCCGCUGAUCAAGUCUGCAAACGGGCGCGCGUCCCCCGUGAAGAAGAGCCACCGGCAUACGGCGAGCAUCGCGAGCCUGAUUCGCUCGGAGGAUCGCGGCGAGGAGGGGUGGAGCCCGAUCGGGGGCUCGUUCGCGUUCCCGCCGCCGACGCCGACAAGGGCACAGGCGGCGACGGAGGAGGGCAAGGGUGCGCGGGCCUCAUAGGACUAGGUGGGACAUGCGCUCUGUACAUUCCUUUGGUUAAUACACUUCUAGUCACUCUACCGGGCUUUCUUUCCUAAUGUAUCUAUCAUUUGGAGCAUAGAGCUAGGUGCUCGUGUCUUUCUCACCGAUUCUGACUCUGCAAUUGGUGCCCUGCCAUGGUAUGUCUGGUGGGUGUGCGCAGCGUGACACGCUCUCUUUCAGCUAGUUCAUGUCCUAUCUUUUCCCGUUGUCUCCCUUCUUCGUUCGCACUCAUACUAUGUGCUCAGACGGCCGAGGCUGCUGCACCCUCCCAACCCCCACUUUCCUACUCAUGUCUGCUGAUACCCCGCCUACUUUCCCGUAGACGCCUGCACCGU
Trametes versicolor FP-101664 SS1 is the source of this 1915-nucleotide messenger RNA. RefSeq names its product PAP2-domain-containing protein. Lineage: Eukaryota; Fungi; Basidiomycota; Agaricomycetes; Polyporales; Polyporaceae. Gene Ontology annotation, biological process: sphingolipid biosynthetic process; inositol phosphoceramide metabolic process. Gene Ontology annotation, molecular function: inositol phosphoceramide synthase activity. The record is from RefSeq and is a predicted model, not a curated record. The transcript has 3 exons. The coding region runs from base 180 to 1559 and encodes 459 amino acids. Gene Ontology annotation, cellular component: inositol phosphoceramide synthase complex.